Messenger RNA from Pelmatolapia mariae (spotted tilapia), 5098 nucleotides. RefSeq names its product cyclin and CBS domain divalent metal cation transport mediator 2b (gene cnnm2b). The transcript has 8 exons. The record is from RefSeq and is a predicted model, not a curated record. Bases 141 to 2696 code for a protein of 851 amino acids. Gene Ontology annotation, molecular function: magnesium ion transmembrane transporter activity. Gene Ontology annotation, biological process: magnesium ion homeostasis; intracellular manganese ion homeostasis; transport. Gene Ontology annotation, cellular component: cytoplasm; plasma membrane. Lineage: Eukaryota; Metazoa; Chordata; Actinopteri; Cichliformes; Cichlidae.
UGUCGGACACGUAGUGGGAACGAGCAGGUCCCGAUGCACAAGUCACGGCAACCCUGGGCGGAGAUGAAGGCGGACUCCGACUGGCUCUGAUUUUUAAAAGCCCUUUUCAUUCAGGAGGUUGGUUGCCAGUUGUUAUCAAUAUGGCAGAACCGUUAUCCCAAGCACCCACCGCUGCAAAAAUGGCGUCACUUAACCGGGUCCGAGCUUUGGCGAUGAUUUUCUUAACUGUCACUGGCUGCUGUGUCACCCCGACAAGUGGCAAGGAAGGGUCCGAGGAGACCGUCAUCAUAGGGCUCCGACUGGAGGACACGGACGACAUUUCCUUCAUGGAUAAGGGCUACCUGCGGGUGAGUGAGCGCUCUCGGGUAAAAUUAAGAGUGUACGGGCAGAACAUCAACAACGAGACCUGGUCCAAAAUUGCUUUCACGGAACAUGAGCGGAGCCGGGCGGUUGGGAGCAUUGACAGCUCCUCGGGGGAUAACCAGAGCCAGGAGGACUCGUCCGGCUUGCAUCCCUGUGGUUUUAGGACUUCGGAUAUAAUGAUAUUGCCCUACAUCAUCCUGAAUCGAAAGACAUCCGGUAUAGUUGAAAUUGAGGUCAAACCUCUGCGAAAGACGGAGAGGAGUAAAACGUAUUACCUUUGCAUCGCCACCUCGACACCAGCCGUGGCCGGGAUGCACGACCCGCGGACGGAGAACACCUGGAUCUACCACGAUGGGGAUGACACCAAAGUGAUAGUGGUGGAGGAGAAAAAGUUUCUGCUGCCUUUCUGGCUCCAGGUCAUCUUCAUCUCCAUGUUGCUUUGCCUGUCCGGUAUGUUCAGCGGGCUGAACCUGGGGCUCAUGGCUCUGGACCCCAUGGAGCUCCAGAUAGUCCAGAACUGCGGCACGGAAAGGGAGAAGAAUUACGCCAAAAAAAUAGAGCCGGUCAGGAGCCAAGGGAAUUAUUUGCUGUGCUCUCUUCUGCUCGGGAACGUGUUAGUGAACACCACGCUAACCAUCUUGCUGGAUGAUAUCGCCGGUUCGGGCUUGAUUGCUGUUGUCAUGUCCACCAUCGGUAUAGUCAUUUUUGGGGAAAUUGUGCCACAGGCCAUCUGCUCCAGGCACGGCCUCGCUGUGGGAGCCAACACCAUAUUCCUCACCAAGUUCUUCAUGCUGCUUACCUUCCCUGCGUCCUACCCAGUCAGUAAGCUGCUGGACUACCUGCUCGGACAGGAGAUAGGAACCGUGUACAACAGAGAGAAGCUUCUGGAGAUGCUGCGCGUCACGGACCCCUACAAUGAUCUGGUGAAAGAGGAGCUGAACAUCAUCCAGGGCGCGCUGGAGCUCAGGACUAAGACUGUAGAGGACGUGAUGACGCCGCUGAGGGAUUGCUUCAUGAUUCCUGGGGAUGCAACGCUGGACUUCAAUACCAUGUCUGAGAUCAUGAAGAGCGGCUACACGCGCAUCCCCGUUUUCGAGGGCGAGAGGUCCAAUAUAGUGGAUCUGCUCUUCGUCAAGGACCUGGCCUUCGUGGACCCGGAUGAUUGCACUCCGCUCAAAACCAUCACAAAGUUUUACAGCCACCCGUUGCACUUUGUGUUCAAUGACACCAAGCUUGACGCAAUGCUGGAGGAGUUUAAAAAAGGAAAAUCCCACCUGGCCAUAGUUCAGAGGGUGAACAAUGAAGGUGAGGGAGACCCUUUCUACGAAGUUCUGGGUAUUGUCACCCUGGAGGACGUUAUUGAAGAAAUCAUCAAGUCAGAGAUCCUCGACGAGACUGACCUAUACACUGACAACAAGACAAAGAAGAAAAUCACGCAUCGGGAAAGAAAGCAGGAUUUCUCGGCCUUCAAGCCUACCGACAAUGAAAUGAAGGUUAAAAUAUCACCUCAGCUUCUGCUGGCUACCCUGCGUUUCCUAGCAACAGAGGUUGAGCCAUUUGCACCGAUGCAGAUGUCAGAAAAGAUUCUGCUGCGCUUGUUGAAGCAUCCAAAUGUCAUCCAGGAGCUAAAAUACGAUGAUAAGAACAAGCGGGCACCAGAGCACUACCUCUUCCACAGGAACAAACCUGUGGAUUAUUUCAUCCUCAUCCUGCAGGGGAAGGUGGAGGUGGAAGCAGGAAAAGAGGGGAUGAAGUUUGAAGCGGGACCAUUCUCCUUCUAUGGGAUAAUGGCUCUGACAGCCUCACCAGUGCCUCUGUCACUGUCUCGUACAUUUGCAGUCAGUAGGGCUGAGUCAUUAGCAGGAUCUCCAGAGAAUAAAUCUCCUCCACGGCCAUUUGGACUGAAUCACUCCGAUUCUCUGAACAGGAGUGACCGUAUAGAUGCCAUCACCCCGACUCUGGGCAACAGCAACAACCAGCUCAACUCCUUCCUGCAUAUAUAUGUGCCUGAUUAUUCUGUCAGAGCACGCUCAGACCUGCAGUAUAUAAAGGUGACGCGACAACAGUACCAGAACGCUGUGAUGGCGUCGCGGAUGGACAAGACUCCACAGUCGACAGACAGUGAGUUCACUAAGAUCGAACUCACGCUAACAGAGCUCCACGAUGGAGUGGAGAACCCAGCUGUGGUCACCGCCACGGCUACCACCACUAUCACCACCCCUGCUGUGGCCUUUGCCGUGGCCAACGAAACGUCCCACCUGCUCAACCAGCAGCAGAACUGUGUGGGUCUUAGCAGGAGCAACCACUCCUCCCACAAUGAGGGACCCAUCUAGCCCCGCCGAGCCCGGUGGAGACCCAGACCCUCCACCCUGUCUUGUGGAAACACACACACACACAGUGAUGUAGAUGAAGAUGAGGGAACGUGGGGAAGCGGAGGCAGGUGGAGUGAGGGUUCUGCUCCAAUCAGUAGCCCCCAGUCAGUCAGGCAGUGAGACCCUUUCAUGAAGGGGCUAUGGGGAAGAUGGGUGCUGUGUCACCCUGAACACCCCCACCUGAACGCUGUCAGAAUCCCUGCUGUACUACACCCUCUUCCGGAGGGUGCACUCGGACAGUACUGUGUUACUGAGCUUCGUUUUUUUGGGACAAUCGGACACUGUCAUAGCGGUAUCUUGAACAGAGUGCAUACACGCACGCACACACACAUAACACAGCACUUGCUGUACUUGCUCCUCAGGCCAAAGACUUUGGUCCCCCCCCCCCUUUCGUACACUGUCUAUGCACACAUACACUCUCAAACACAUUCACAAUCAUGCACAGAAGGAAAUGCAACUCCCCCACCGGUGCAUCUUUCAGGGAGCCUCAGUCAACUGUUGAUCCCAUCAGCAAGGGCUCAAACCCAAACAUGCAGAGAGGUUAGUCAAAGACUGCACCAAAAACCGCUUUGAAAGAAACCGUUAAACCACGAACCAAGAAUGUUUUCCUGUAUUUAUUUAUUUUAUAAUAUUGUAUGUAUAUAUGUUUGCGUGAAGAUAUGAUAUAUAUAUUAAAAAAACUGGCAUAUGAGCAUGCAUUAGUGUGCUACAGAAGUAGAAUAUGCUACAUAUAUGGGGAUGAACAUCCGUUCUUGUAUAGUGCAUUCAGAAAGAUUUCACAGCCUUUGAAUUUUGUUGUUUUGAAGAUUUUUAAAGUAGAUUUUUUUUCUGACAGUCUCCACAUAACAAUAUACCGUGAAGAAAAAUCAAGAACAGGUUACUGAGGUGCUAUGUAAAUUAAUUGCAAAUAACACUCAAAUAUUCCAGGAUAUCAGUAUUCAGAUACCUUACCUAGUACUUUCCUUAGAACAUUGCAGAUCUUUGGUGUGCACCAACUAUCAGGUCUGUCCAGAGUUGCUGUAUUGGGAUCAGGUCCUGACUUUAGUUGGGCCACUCAACAAAUCCACUACUAUAUGUUACUGAGAUUCUGAGCUCUCUUUAAAAGGUUUUCACUCAGGACUGCACUGGAUAUAAUUCUGCAUCCAUCUUCCCACAUAUCUUUCCUAGCCUCCCAAUCCGUGUCACAGAAAAGAGCUUCCCCAGAGCACGUGUUUGACUGCAGGAAUAGCAUUAACGAUUGUUGCCCAGACACAAUAAUUGUGUGUCUUGUAGUCUGAGAUCUUGUCAGUUGCCUUUCAGUUUUUCAGAAGUCGAUCAUGUGCCUUUUUAUUAAGGAUUGACUUCCAUUUGGCUACUCCACCAUGAAUGUUUGGUUGUUGAAGUGCUACACUGACAGCAACGUGGACCGCAAACAGCGUGAAAUUGGUCUCAAAGAGGUGUUUCCUCAAAAACCUCCUUGCAAACACUUUGGCUGCUAGCAGGUUGAGUUCAUAAGUAGUUUGCAUGGAAGAUGGUAACUUGUUUGCAAGCAUUCACAAACCUUAAGUGUAAAAGUUGCACCUUGCUUUGAUUGUUGACUGUUGAUAAAGGAAGGAAGCACCAGAGAUCAAUUGUGAGCUUCAAACAGAAUAAUGAAUCAUCUAAAUGUUUUAGUGUUUGUUAGUCUGGAUAAAAAAGACACUCCUAAAACCUUUUAAGGAGUCAAAACGUGGAAAUCUUGCGAGGGUGUGAAAACUUUCCGAAUGCGCUGUAUAUGAGGAGGUGAGGGUAUUUUACAGAAACAUAUGUAUAUUACAGAUCUUGUUAUUUUUACUAUUAUCCUAAAUCAGGCUUAUGGUACAAUAUAUUUUUCACCUUUUAAAAAAAAUCACACUAUUGCCUUUAAGAGAAAUCAUAUAAUUAAUUAUUUUAACAAAGUGCAAUGAACCGCAGUUUAUUUAAGAGAUGAUUAUGAAUAAAAAAAAUUCACUGUACUAUAGAUUUACAGAUUAUAUUUGUAUGUAUGUACUGUAUGUAUAUUUGUUUUUGUCUUAGUCAGUCUCUCUUUACCCUUUGUUUCCUUCAUGUUUUUGCAUCCGUUGACCUCAGACACGUCUGCUAGUUCAUUUGGGAGUUAUGACGCCAAGAUUUGUCACCACAGUAUAGUUUCCGGGGUGGGGGGAGGGGUUCGCAGGUAGCGGAGUUGUGUGAAAGUCCAGCAUCUUAGCAUGUGGGGGUUAUGUGUCUUUCUUCUGUUGUUGUCAAUUUUACGCAUAAUCAGACUUGAUAAUUGCACAGUAUUAAUGACCUCAUCUAACAUGUUGAGCACCAUCAACGUCACAAAAAGCAACCUCGACAUUAAACGUGUCCAUGAAUGAUACACA